This is a messenger RNA of Anneissia japonica, 2949 nucleotides long. Its product is annotated as disintegrin and metalloproteinase domain-containing protein 10-like. The record is from RefSeq and is a predicted model, not a curated record. Gene Ontology annotation, molecular function: metalloendopeptidase activity. The coding region runs from base 332 to 2788 and encodes 818 amino acids. Gene Ontology annotation, biological process: Notch signaling pathway; membrane protein ectodomain proteolysis. Gene Ontology annotation, cellular component: plasma membrane. The transcript has 15 exons. Lineage: Eukaryota; Metazoa; Echinodermata; Crinoidea; Comatulida; Comatulidae.
UUCUAGAUGAGCUUCUCUCGAUAUUAUGCCCAUUGGGCUUCAAUUCGAGAUUUUAUGGUAUACGCUUCGAUAGUAAUGAAAUACAAACAAACACUUCAAUACUUUUAACCAAUUAUCACGCGACUGAACUCACGCAUGAGAGACGUCUCUCUCUCUCUCUCUACGGGGGCGCUGGGCGACGCGCAUAAGUCCAAUGACUGUGCGAUGAAAUAGAAGGCAACAGUAGGCCUGGCCCUAGGCCCAGAUGAGGCUGAAUCUUACUUUACUUAUAUAUUCAUUCUGAAUUGCAGAACAGGGUAAUUAAAACGGUUAUUUAUACAGGUGUUCUAACAUGACUCAACACAUUGGAAUAGGAAACAAUAAAUGUAGAAGGUUACAGGAUUACAUUUUUUUGUUGACAGUGAUACUGAUUCAUGUCCUUGCUUCAAUGGGGAAGGGGAGCAACCUAGACCAGGAUCACCAGCCAAUCAUAUUGAAGUAUUUUAUUGUGGAGUACAAUGAGAGUAUCAAGAGUGAGAAGUUGAUUGAAAGUAUCAAUGGUUGCUUCAAAUUCAAAGUACAGUUUGAUGCUUAUGAUAGACAAUUUAAUUUGCAAUUAUCAUGCAACAAGAAAUUAUUAACUACAGGAUCAAGACUUAAUAUUGUUGGGAAGAAUGGAUUACAUUAUUCAUUGUUGAAGUCUUCAUCUGUGUGGAUAUAUACAGGUUAUAUGCAAGGUGAUUCUAACAGUUAUGUACAUGGAGACCUUAAGAACAACAGCUUUGAAGGAGUGCUCUUUACUGCAAACAGUACUUACACUAUUGAACAAAGCUAUGAAAAAUCUUAUGAAUUCACAAGCAUUAUUUAUAAAUCAAGUAAAAUGAAGCCAUCAUUAAACAGCACUAAUAAUUUACCAGACUUUAAAGUUCACCAGAAACUAGGAAAACUGCAGGCUGAGCACAAUCUGAUCGAACAACAGAGGAAAUUAGGGAAAUCUACUAGAGAGAGAGUUCCGUCUCCAAAUACGACAAACACAAUGAAAAAAACACAUUGGAAGCGAUCAUUUCCAGACUCCAAAACAUGUUCAUUGCAUCUGGUUGCAGACCAUACAUUUGUUGCAGCAUUUAACGGAAAUGUAAAGAGCGCCCUCACUGAGAUGAUUUAUCAUGCAGUAUUGGCAGAUACAAUAUUCCGAUCAACCGAUUUCAAUGGCGAUGGAAUUGGUGACAAUAUUGGUUUUUCCAUUGCUGAUGUCACUAUCUUUGAAGAGUCGUCCCCUGGAUAUCAUUUGGAUGAUGAGUAUGUUACAGCUGAUGAUUAUCUAACUGCUUUUGCUAGCUAUGACUUUAGCUCCUAUUGCCUUGGCUUCGGAUUCACUUUCAGAGACUUUGAUGAUGGUGUUCUAGGCUUGGCAUGGCUGGGUUUUUCAGGGGAAUUUUCACCCCCUGGUGGAAUAUGCGAGAGUCGAGUUGUUUUUGAGGAUAUGAGCAUACUCAGUUUAAACUCAGGUAUUAUAACACUAAAAAACUACGGCCAGAAACAACCAAGGGAAGUGACAACAUUAACAAUGCUCCACGAACUAGCCCACAGCUUUGGCAGCCCGCAUGAUCCAUCUACUGAACUAUGCAGCCCUGGUGGGAAAUUGGGCAACUUCAUCAUGUCUUCCCUGGCACCUGAUGGCAACGAAGCUCGUAAUAAUCAGUUUUCUUUUUGUUCUAAAGAAGCGAUUGCUCCUGUUAUUUUAACAAAGGGACAUUGUUUGACAGCAUCUGAUAGAGGAUGGUGUGGUAACGGCUUAGUAGAGGAUGAGGAAGAAUGUGACUGUGGAGGGCAUCUACAGUGUAACAAGAUUGACACUUGCUGUACACCACCAGGAGGACUGGGGAAUGAUGCUGAAUGUACCAUCCGAAGGGACUUGGGGUAUGUUUGCAGCCCAUUGGUGUCGCCAUGUUGUAGCAAUGAAUGUCAGGUGCUACCUGCUAAAUCCAAUGUCAUAUGUCAGUCCUUUUCUGAAUGCAAACUACCAUCAAGGUGUUCUGGCAUAAGCAGCGAGUGUCCAAGUACAGCAAUGCUGGCAAAUGGAUCUUCUUGUGACCAGGGAACUAAACGUUGUAGUAACGGUCAGUGUGUAGUCAGUGUUUGUAUGGACCUGGGCUUACAGGAAUGCAAUUGUGAAACCAGAAAAGAAGAUAUGUGCCACAUAUGUUGCGAGGAUCCAACUGGUUGUCUACCAGCCUCUACACUUGGGCUCUUUCAACAAAAUGGUGACAUAAUGCUGAAGCCUGCUGGGCGUGUCUGCAACAAUUAUGAGGGUUAUUGUGACACAUCUGGAGUGUGUAUCAUGGUUGAUAGUGAGAGCGCCCUCAAUAGGUUAAAACAACUUUUUACCAAUCAAGGAGCUCUCUCUGUAUUACAGUGGUGUGUAGUUAAUUGGUAUUAUGGUUUUAUUCUGAUCCUUAGUCUCUGUAUUCUGGUGUUGUUGAUUCGUAUCCUAGCUUGUCAUCCUAGAAGACCCAUCAGGAUACAAAAUAUAAAGAGACCUUUGAAAAAAACGAAUUCUAAACAUACCACAACACCAUCUAAAUGUGAUCCAGAAUUUCAACCUACCUUACUUCUAGAAGUAUUUCCUUCUUUAAAGGAAGUUGAUUUAAUGGAGAUCGUCAACAGUCGUAAAUGUUUAUGUGACUCAAUUAAAGAACUCAUUAAAUUAAAACAUCCAUUAAAUCAACUGGAUAGAAGUCAGCCAGACGAUCUUCAAGCUGUAUUGGAAGAAGAAUCGAAAAGUUGCAAAGAUGAGAAAAAGAAUUGAACUAUGCAUUGUAAAAUUACACAACUUAAGUUUUAUAUAGCUCCAUGAGCCAAAAUGUUUGUUUUAGUAAUAAAUAAUUUUACCCAAAACGGGUUAUUAACGUUUAAAUUAAAAGUGAUAUUGAUACUUUAUAAUGUUAUAAUAUUGAAUAAAAAAGGUAA